AUGAAGAAUCUUAUUACAAAGGAUAAAGUUUUUCAGAAGUUUACAUGGCCCCUUCCAAACCCCUUGUUUAACUUUUGCCGCCGGAUAGCAUACUCGAGAAAGUCUACUGUCGAUGGCCAUACAUGGAGGAUUCGUAUCACUCCAACUUCACUACUGAAUUUGCAAUUCUCCAUUAUUGUGGAUCCUGGUCCAGCAAGUGGAUGUGAAAAAAUUGCAAAUUUAAAAUUCAUUGUGAUUAAUCAGCUCAACCACAGAAGGAAUGUAACAAAAGAAAUAAUUGACACCUUCAGUUCAAUUUAUUGCCCUUCGUUUGAAAUUUACGCUCCUGGUGAUGGGUUCAUCGUGAAUGAUAGUUGUAUAAUUGAAGUACAUAUAUCAGUUCAUAAGCUAGAGCAUGAAUCAGUGAGGAACAUUUAUAAUAAGCUUGUCCAAAGCACUGAGAAUCUUUCAACGAAGAAAAUGAUAUCAAACUUACCUGGUGAGACCGUGGAUUUUAGGUAG
Vigna radiata var. radiata (mung bean) is the source of this 501-nucleotide messenger RNA. RefSeq lists its product as uncharacterized. The transcript has 3 exons. Gene Ontology annotation, molecular function: protein binding. The record is from RefSeq and is a predicted model, not a curated record. The coding region runs from base 1 to 501 and encodes 166 amino acids. NCBI's taxonomy places the organism in Eukaryota, Viridiplantae, Streptophyta, Magnoliopsida, Fabales, Fabaceae.